Messenger RNA from Syngnathoides biaculeatus (alligator pipefish), 1286 nucleotides. RefSeq names its product tubulin polyglutamylase complex subunit 1 (gene tpgs1). The record is from RefSeq and is a predicted model, not a curated record. The coding region runs from base 92 to 1054 and encodes 320 amino acids. Gene Ontology annotation, molecular function: microtubule binding. The transcript is spliced from 2 exons. Gene Ontology annotation, biological process: protein polyglutamylation. NCBI's taxonomy places the organism in Eukaryota, Metazoa, Chordata, Actinopteri, Syngnathiformes, Syngnathidae.
AAAAAUCCGGUUCCUUUAAGAGAGACUUUUUUUUUUUUUUAACCCCUUUUUCUCUCCGUUUCCUUUCACUUCCGUUGCUGCGGCACCCGGGAUGUCAACAAAUAUGGCCGACAGAGAGAAACGCCGGGCCGCCGUGUCCGGGGAGUCUCCCCCGGCGGUGGUCGCCGAGCCGGGCCCGGGGCCCAAAGCCUUCGGGGCGGACACCGACCGAGAAUUCCUGUCGCAGGCCGGCGUGGGCGAGCUGCUCCGCGGCGCCGUGCUGAAGAUGGUGGAAGCCCGGCCGGACGACCCCGUCGGCUUCCUGGCCGACCACUUCGGCAGCUUGGCCGCCGCCGUGGUGGAGAGCGGCGACGAAGCGCUCAAGGAGCCGCGUCUGGACGGCGGUCCGCCGGGGGAAGGGGUGGGUUCCGCCCGGGCUCAGCAGCGACUCAACCGGGCGCUGUGGCACCUGCGCCUGGCUCAUCACUCGCAGAGAUCAGCCUUUGGCAACAAUGUCCGUGUGGCUUACGACCUCCUGAGCCUCGCGGGACCCUCCCCGCACGCGGGCGAGAGCGGCCCCGAGGGGGCGACGGCGGGCGGGGUGAGCGGCGGGCUUUACACUCAGACCUUGCGGUGCCUGUGCGGCGAGGGCGGCGUCCCGGCCUCCACCUCCGCCCCGCUGCUGUGCCGCCUCCACUGCCACGACCACGAGGCCGUCCCGUUCGGCGUCUUCUGCCACGGCGUGCUGACCUGCGCCGUUUUCUCCGACUACAUCCGCCAGGCCCAGCGGCUCUACGCCCAGGUGUGCCACCCGGACGAGGGGCCGGCUCUGCGGGCCCCGUGCCUGGCGGUGCUGGGCGCCCUGAGGGACGCCCUGGAGACGUCCCGCGACGCCGACUCCCCCGGCGUCAAGGCGCUGCGCCGCCUGGAGGCCAGCGCCAAAAUGUCGCCGCACCAGGUGGCCCGCGUCAUGACCGAAGCGCAGGCGCGAGGCCCGGCCGGGCACAUGGACGCCAAGGAAUUUGAGAACGCCGCCGCCAAACUCUUCAUCGCUUGCGUCAAAGUCGUCUCCUAGCUCGCUUCUGCGGAUCUGGCCUGACGUAUUUUGUCAGGAACAGGCUCCAGCACUUCCGUGACUCUUGUGAGGAUAAGCGGCAUGGGAAAUGGAUGGGUGGAUGGCAAGACCCUUGUAGUGUGAAAUACAGUUGCAUCCCCAUAAAUUAGAAUAUGAUUCUAAAUUACUGAGAUGACAUAUUGCAAUAAAUUGUGCAGAUUGAGUAUAGCGCUCGUGCACCCACAUCAUAAAA